GGAGAACCUGUCUCUCUCGGGCCGCUUCCUCAGCGGUGUGUGCGGUGAGACGCCCUCUGACGUGUCCUUCCGCCCCCGCCCCCCGGCCCCGUCCUGGGAAAGAGAAGCGAGCGGAGCACUAGGAGCGGAAGGUGGCUCCGGGAAGUAGGGGGUGCGGCGUGACGGGACUGGACGCUGGAGCGGGGGGACAUGUCGCUGUGGGGGCACACGCUGCAGGCCUCGCCGCCGGCGCCCUCCCCGGCGCCCCCCGCCCCCGCGUGCCCGUCCCCAGGGGCUGUCACCAUUAACCGGCUGCGAGAGCCUGCGCUGCGGGGCCUCAGCGAUGCCCUGGACCGAGCCGCGGAGGGCAGGGGCUGGAAGAAGCUGGCGGAGCUCGCGGGGAGCCGCGGGCGCUACAGGCUCAGUUGUCUGGACUUAGAGCAAUGUUCUCUUAAAGUGUUGGAACCAGAAGGAAGCCCUAGUCGAUGUUUACUGAAGCUACUGGGUGAAAAAGGCUGCACGGUCACGGAAUUGAGUGAGUUGCUUCAGGCCAUGGAACAUACUGAAGUUCUCCAACUUCUGGGUCCUCCAGGAAUAAAGAUUAUUGUAAAUCCAGUCUCAAAGGCUAUAUUAGCAGGACAAUACGUCAAGCUUUGUUGCCGGGCAACUGGACAUCCUUUUGUGCAGUAUCAGUGGUUCAAAAUGAAAAAAGAGAUUCCACAUGGGAAUUCACCAGAGCUUAUUUUUAAUCCAGUGCUUGUAAAGGAUUCUGGUUUUUAUGUUUGUCGAGUAAAUAAUAAUUCUGCCUUUGAAUUCAGCCAGUGGGCACAGCUGGAUGUUUGUGAAGUCUCUGAAGGUUCUUGUAAAAGUUUGGAUGGCUCCUCUGAAACCAAACUACAAAUCUGUAUUGAACCAAAACCCCAAAAGUUGAGACCAGGCAGCACAUUGGUUCUACAGUGUGUGGCUAUUGGAAGCCCUAUUCCUCAUUAUCAGUGGUUCAGAAAUGGAUUUCCAAUAACACAUGAGACAAAAAAGUUAUAUAUGGUGCCUUAUGUCGAUUUGGAGCAUCAGGGAACCUAUUGGUGUCAUGUAUAUAAUGACCAUGACAAUCAAGACAGCAAGAAAGUAGAAAUCAUCGUAGGAAGAACAGAUGAGGCAGUGGAAUGCACUGAAGAUGAAUUAAAUAAUCUUGGGCAUCCUGGCAUUAAAGAUGAAUCAACUGAUCGGCCUUUUGCAAAAGACAAAGUAGCCCUUUUGAUUGGGAAUAUGAAUUAUUGGAAUCAUCCUAAACUUAAGGCUCCCUUGGUGGAUGUCUAUGAAUUGACCAACUUGUUAAGACAGCUAGAUUUCAAGGUGGUUUCAUUAUUGGACCUUACUGAAUAUGAGAUGCGCAAUGCUGUGGAUGAAUUUCUAUUACUUCUGGACCAAGGAGUAUAUGGCUUAUUAUAUUAUGCGGGACAUGGCUAUGAAAACUAUGGGAACAGUUUUAUGGUUCCUGUGGAUGCUCCAAAUCCAUAUAGGUCUGCAAAUUGCCUGUGUGUGCAAAGUAUACUUAAAUUGAUGCAAGAAAAAGAGACCGGACUCAAUGUGUUCUUGUUGGAUAUGUGUCGGAAAAGAAAUGAUUAUGAUGACACCAUUCCAAUCUUGGAUGCCCUGAGAGUCACUGCUAAUAUUGUUUUUGGAUAUGCAACAUGCCAAGGAGCAGAAGCUUUUGAAAUCCAGCAUUCUGGAUUAGCAAAUGGGAUCUUCAUGAAGUUCUUAAAAGAUCGGUUGUUAGAAGACAAGAAAAUUACUGUCUUACUGGAUGAAGUUGCAGAAGAUAUGGGAAAAUGUCACCUAACCAAAGGCAAGCAGGCCUUAGAGAUUCGAAGCAGUUUAUCUGAAAAGAGGGCACUUACUGAUCCCAUACAACAAACAUUAUGUUCUCCAGAAUCCUUGGUGCGAAAUUUGCAAUGGGCCAAGGCACAUGAACUUCCAGAAAGUAUGUGUCUUGAUUUUAAAUCUGGUGUUCAGAUUCAGCUAGGAUUUGCAGCUGAGUUUUCCAAUGUCAUGAUAAUCUAUACAAGAAUAGUUUACAAACCACCUGAAAUAAUGAUGUGUGAAGCCUAUGUUACAGAUUUCCCAUUUGAUCUAGAUGUUGAUCCAAAAGAUGCAAAUAAAGGAACCCCUGAAGAGACUGGCAGCUAUUUAGUAUCCAAGGAUCUUCCCAAGCAUUGCCUCUACACUCGACUCAGUUCACUGCAGAAGUUAAAGGAACACCUAAUCUUCACUGUAUGUUUAUCCUAUGAAUAUCCAGGAAUGGAAGAUACUAUAGAAGAAAGACAGGAAGUGAAUGUUGGCAAACCUCUCAUUGCUAAAUUAGACAUCCAUCGAGGACUACGAAGGAAGAGUUGCUUUCAGGCUUGUUUCAUGCCAAAUAGUCCUUGCCAGAACCCUAACCCCACCUCAGUGGCAGCUGAACAUUAUCAUUCUUCUCCAGAUUCAUUCCAUAUUGUUUACAAUUCAGAUCCUAACUCAGGUAGUUGUCAUUGCAACCAGACUGCAGAUACACUUAUUUCAAGUCAUGGUAACCAGAAUUAUUCAUCCCCAUUCAUUAGGAGUAAUGUACCUGUAGAAACAACGGAUGAACUGCCAUUCACUUUUUCAGAUCAGCUCACGUUUUCUGAAAAGUAACCAUGUUAGUCUGUGAAAAUAGCAUUACUCCUAGAUUCCUGAUUCUCAGAAUUACUUGGGUGUGCACUUCUAUUUUAAAGAAAAGGUGCUAUGAGGGCAAGCUAAGUCUCCCAGAAAACUCAGGAUUGUCCUCUUUGAAAUGUAAAUUUUGUAUAGUUAAUUGCAAAUGUCCUUUUCCUUCGCUUUAAAGUUUUUAAAUAAGUUAGUUUGCACUAUGUACAUACAGAAAUAUAGUGUAUAUAGGGAGAAAUAAAAAUGCAUUAAAUUAUGAACAUUCCAAAGUAGGAAUAAUUGAAAUGGAAGUUUUAAACUGAGGCAAGUGUCCUGUAGAUAUUAUUUUUAGAACAUCCUCUCUUAUUUGGAGAUAUAUUUAUCUGUGAUCUGUAUUUCAGCAUGUCUAUAGAAAUACAUUUAUUUUGAUUAUCCUGUGAUUUCAAGACUUUGUCAAAAUUGCUAAUGAAUGAAGAAUUUUAUAUACACAUCCUUUAUAGAAAAGUCUAAAAUCUCUAGUCUUUUAGAUAGUCUUGUUUUUUAAAAAAUGUUGGAGAAUACCAAAACUUCACAGGUAGAGAAUCAUAUGAUUUGGGUCAUCAUAGUAGCAAUCUAUAAAUAAUCUAACCAUUUAAAGUGCCCACCCAACAAGAUGUGCUUUCUUAACUAAUCCAUCUAGUCUCAUGUUAGUACUCUUAACUGACUUACACAUUUUCGAGACUAAUCAGUCAACAGUCAUUUAUUAAGCACCUAUCACUCGAUGCAAUAGACAGGUUUGUUCCUUCAAAUAAGUUAACAAUGUUCUUAGAAAGUGUCCCAGUUCUAACACUGGGGAAUAUACCUGUGUAAGGU
Messenger RNA from Phascolarctos cinereus (koala), 3495 nucleotides. It is a transcript of the gene MALT1, whose product is annotated as MALT1 paracaspase. The record is from RefSeq and is a predicted model, not a curated record. Gene Ontology annotation, molecular function: cysteine-type endopeptidase activity. Lineage: Eukaryota; Metazoa; Chordata; Mammalia; Diprotodontia; Phascolarctidae. Gene Ontology annotation, biological process: B cell activation; positive regulation of canonical NF-kappaB signal transduction; proteolysis.